Leptinotarsa decemlineata (Colorado potato beetle) is the source of this 2698-nucleotide messenger RNA. Its product is annotated as NECAP-like protein CG9132. NCBI's taxonomy places the organism in Eukaryota, Metazoa, Arthropoda, Insecta, Coleoptera, Chrysomelidae. Gene Ontology annotation, cellular component: membrane; clathrin vesicle coat. The record is from RefSeq and is a predicted model, not a curated record. Gene Ontology annotation, biological process: endocytosis.
AGCGAUGUCUAAUAUAAUGACAAUGACAAUUGAGAAUUGAAAUUUUUAUGUUUUGACAUUUUCAACAAAAAUUUUGUUUGGGAGAAGUUGAAAUAGCUUUGGUACCUUAUUUGUUUUCGUGAAGAGGUCUUUAGGUAUAAAGAUUUUGUGCAUCUCAAUGGAUAGUUAUGAAAGCGUUUUACUGGUUAAACCAGAAAUUUUCGUAUUCAACAUUCCUCCAAGAUCGACGAAUAGAGGUUACAGGGCUGCUGACUGGAACUUAGCUGAACCAGCAUGGACAGGCCGAAUGCGAUUGAUAUCGAAAGGUAAUGAUCUUGCAAUAAAACUUGAAGACCGGAAUACUGGAGAACUUUUUGCUAAAUGUCCUAUUGAUGCAUAUCCUAGUAUUGCAAUCGAAUCUGUGAAUGAUUCCUCACGUUACUUUGUUCUACGUAUAAUGGAUGAUAAUGGGCGAUCUGCAUUUAUUGGAGUCGGGUUUGGAGAUAGAUCUGAUUCGUUCGAUUUGAAUGUAGCACUUCAGGACCAUUUCAAGUGGGUUAAGAAGGAGAAACAGAUCAAUGAAGAGCCUGCCAGUGGACCUGGACUUGACUUAGGUUUUAAAGAAGGUGAAACAAUUAAAAUAAAUAUGAAAAUAACUAAGAAAGAUGGCUCUGAAGGAAGUUCAAGAACAAAAGUAAAGUCUGGUAAUGGUGGAGGCUUGGGACUAUUGCCUCCUCCUCCAGGAGGUAAACUACCUGCUCCGCCUGGUAGUUCUCCUGCUGGAUCUCCAGCUCAUGCUUCUAAAGGUGAUAAUGCCACUGCAGAUUCGUGGGGAGAAUUCACCUCUGCAGGAAAUAGUGCUCCAUCCCAAAGUCAACCUCCAACAAAUAGUAAUUGGGUGCAGUUUUAGUUGAAGAGUUAUGAUGAAAAGAAAUAUGAAGUACUGACUGUAUCAAAAUAAGACAAGUUCUUACUUGUCUCACUGUGAUCUGGUUAGAUUUCAGCUAGGUUAGGUAUGUUGUACUAUUGUAUUAUCUCUAUUGUACCACCACGUAAAACUCAGAUAUGAUAGAUUUGUAUGUGGAUUGCAAUUUAAUAUUAUCGAACAGGGUGAUUCACUCUCUGAGCUCCCAGGCUAAACUAGAUUAUGUUUUUAUUGAACAUUCGUAAUUUUUUGUAGUGUUAGUUGGAUACAUAAAAAGUAAGAUAAAUUUCCAACCAAAUUAUGAAAAAUCACACUGUUUGGACACUAGCGUCUGAGAUUUUGAGAGAAUGAAUCAUGCAGUUCACCAACAGUUUGAUUAUCACUUUCUGGUUGUUGGGUUGAUGAAGAUAUUCAAGUCUUUGGGUGCAUUAAUAUUUUUCUACUUCAAUACAGAAAGCACAGGUAAUAUUGAGACGUCAAGGUACAACAUUACUGUGUUGUUGAUAAAAUUAAUUUCAUUAAUUGAAUCCGUUUUUCAUUCCCAUGGCACCUUAUUGCUUCUCUCAAAGUAUAGUUACCCUAGAGGUGAAUAUUUCAAAUAGUUUUUUAAGAUCUCUAGUACCAUAGUUUGUUUUUUGAAAUAAAAAAAAUGUUAUCACUGUGAAUUUUUACAAUGACAAUAACAAUCUUUCCAUUACAUGUGGAAACAUGAUGCGACUUAUGAAACCUUUUUUAAUUUUUUUAUUUCUUAACCUGUCAUUUUUACUACCAUCGAAGUUUUUUAAGUAUUUUUUUUCCACUCAAAAUUUGGCUUUGUCUGGGAAUUUUUGUAUUCAUAGUUUUCAAGUCCUUCUUUUUCCAUAAUUCAAUUGUUUGAAAACUUCUUGCUUGAAUACAGAUGUAACGAAUUGUUUUUUCACUCCUUUAUAUCGACAAAGAAUUUUGUCACUGAAAAUUAAUUUUCAUAGACUUGAUAGAAUAGACUUGCCCUAGAACAGAUAACAUUGACUCCACUAACUAAAAAAGGAAUGACAGAUCCUCAUAAGGACAUCUACACUAUGGACAGACCUUAUCAUCACUUUCGUCAUGAUGUUCUAUUCGUUGUAGUGUGAACAUGCCCAUUUGUAAUUAUAGAAAACACAAUUUUAAAGUUUAUACCAGCACUUGGGGAGAAUUUCGAUUCUAGAUUGUAAAAGAUCAAAUUAAUAGGAAUUGAAAUCACAUAAGUUCAUUCAAUAUACAGAAUUAUGUUCAAAAAGCUUGAACUUAUAACUAUUGAAUAAUAUUUUUUGUGACUCUUGAUAUAAAAAUAUAACAUUACAAUACCCUGUUAUAGUGGUGAUGUAGAAAUCCUCAAAAAAGGACCAUGAUUCGUGACCAAAAAGAUAUGAGCAUUAAACGAGUAAGAAAGAUUCAAUGUGAUUCAGUUUAUCAUAGAUGAAAAUUAAUUACCACUAAGUAUUUAACACAUAUUACAGCACAUUCAUCUACACUGUGACAUGAUUGCUAAUUGUUUGUGUGAUCCGCAGAUGGAGUAUAUGGAACCAGUAAAUCUAUAGAAAUUUCAAAUGUGAUUCAAAUACAUUUUUCUUUGUCAUGAUAUCAACUUAAUUACUUUGAAAAAUAAAUCAUAUCUAAGCGAUGAUAAUGUAUAUUAUGAAUUGGAAAUAGAACAAGAAGUAUUUGUUUUAUGAAUUGAAGUAGAAAAAAUUAUGUGUGAAACAAUGAUGUAUUCCUCUAAUAGGAUUUGAUGAUAGGUGUAUUUUAACUCGGAAUUAAAAUGUGUUAAUUUGA